Messenger RNA from Fulvia fulva, 285 nucleotides. RefSeq lists its product as uncharacterized. NCBI's taxonomy places the organism in Eukaryota, Fungi, Ascomycota, Dothideomycetes, Mycosphaerellales, Mycosphaerellaceae. The transcript has 2 exons. Bases 1 to 285 code for a protein of 94 amino acids. The record is from RefSeq and is a predicted model, not a curated record.
AUGUCCGACUCAACGAACACCAACCAGCCAAGCCUCGUGAGCGGCCACGCACAAUACAUUAAAUCGCAAGCAGAGGCUGCUGUUGGAAGCGUCACUGGAUCAGCCGAUUGGAAAGCCUCAGCCGAGCAAGACAAGCAACAAGCAGUUGAUGCGAUGAAAGCAGCCUCAGCGAAUCGCGACCAUCAACAGGAGGGAUUUGGGAAGGUAGAGGAGAUUGCCGGAAAGGCAGUAGGGUGUGAGGGCAUGGAGACGGAGGGUGCUGCGACGAAGAAGCCCGGACAGUAG